This is a messenger RNA of Phacochoerus africanus (Common warthog), 3967 nucleotides long. RefSeq names its product axin 2 (gene AXIN2). Bases 35 to 2566 code for a protein of 843 amino acids. The transcript has 10 exons. NCBI's taxonomy places the organism in Eukaryota, Metazoa, Chordata, Mammalia, Artiodactyla, Suidae. Gene Ontology annotation, biological process: negative regulation of canonical Wnt signaling pathway. The record is from RefSeq and is a predicted model, not a curated record.
AAAAAUUCCUAAACUCAGCGAGAACUCCCUCACCAUGAGCAGCGCUGUGCUGGUGCCUCGCCUCCCAGACCCCAGCAGCAGUUUCCACGAGGAUGCCCCUCGGCCCCCCGUGCCCGGGGAAGAAGGGGAGACCCCACCAUGCCAGCCUGGGCUGGGAAAGGGCCAGGUCACCAAACCCAUGCCUGUCUCUUCCAACACCAGGCGGAACGAGGAUGGGCUGGGGGAGCCCGAGGGGCGGGCAUCUCCGGAUUCCCCUCUGACCAGGUGGACAAAGUCACUGCACUCCUUGUUGGGUGACCAAGAUGGUGCUUAUCUCUUCCGGACUUUCCUGGAGAGGGAGAAAUGCGUGGAUACCUUGGACUUCUGGUUUGCCUGCAAUGGAUUCAGGCAGAUGAACCUGAAAGAGACCAAAACUUUACGAGUAGCCAAAGCGAUCUACAAAAGGUACAUCGAGAACAACAGCGUUGUCUCCAAGCAGCUGAAACCUGCCACCAAGACGUAUAUAAGAGAUGGCAUCAAGAAGCAGCAGAUUGAUUCCAUCAUGUUUGACCAGGCGCAGACUGAGAUCCAGUCGGUGAUGGAGGACAAUGCCUACCAGAUGUUUCUGACUUCUGAUAUAUACCUCGAAUACGUGAGGAGUGGGGGAGAAAACACAGCUUACAUGAGUAACGGGGGCCUGGGGAGCCUAAAGCUCGUGUGUGGCUAUCUCCCCACCUUAAAUGAAGAAGAGGAGUGGACUUGUGCCGACUUCAAGUGCAAACUCUCACCCACUGUGGUUGGCUUGUCCAGCAAAACUCUGAGGGCUACUGCGAAUGUGCGGUCCACGGAAACUGUUGAAAAUGGAUACAGGUCCUUCAAGAGGAGCGACCCCGUGAAUCCAUACCACGUGGGUUCUGGCUAUGUCUUUGCGCCGGCCACCAGCGCCAAUGACAGCGAGAUCUCCAGUGACGCAAUGACGGAUGACUCCAUGUCCAUGACGGACAGCAGCGUAGAUGGAAUCCCUCCUUACCGUGUGGGGAGUAAGAAACAGCUCCAGAGAGAAAUGCAUCGCAGCGUGAAGGCCAAUGGCCAAGUGUCUCUACCUCAUUUCCCGAGAACCCACCGCCUGCCCAAGGAGAUGACCCCCGUGGAGCCCGCCACCUUCGCGGCGGAGCUGAUCUCCAGGCUGGAGAAGCUUAAGCUGGAAUUGGAGACCCGCCACAGCCUGGAGGAGCGCCUGCAGCAGAUCCGAGAGGACGAAGAGAAGGAGGGCUCCGAGCUGGCGACGCUGAGCUCCCGGGAGGCGGGGCCCGCCCAGCACCCCCUCUCCCUCCUGCCCUCGGGCACCUAUGAGGAGGACCCGCAGACCAUCCUGGACGACCACCUGUCCAGGGUCCUCAAGACCCCCGGCUGCCAGUCCCCCGGCAUGGGCCGCUACAGCCCACGUGCCCGCUCCCCCGACCAUCACCACCACCACCACCACCAGCCGUACCACCCGCUCCUCCCGCCCGGGGGCAAGCUGCCCGCCGCCGCCGCCGCCUCCCCUGCUGGCUGUCCCCUCCUCGGGGCCAAGGGCUUCGUGACCAAGCAGACGACGAAGCACGUCCACCACCACUACAUCCACCACCACGCCAUCCCCAAGACCAAGGAGGAGAUCGAGGCCGAGGCCACCCAGCGGGUGCGCUGCUUCUGCCCCGGGGGCGCCGAGUAUUACUGCUACUCCAAGUGCAAGAGCCACCCCAAGGCUCCGGAGCCCGUGGCGCCUGAGCAGUUUGGAGGCAGUACCCCACCCAGGCGAAAUGCGAAAGGCACGGAGCCGGGCCCGGCUCUGCCCGCCAGGGAAGGAGGGGCCCCCGGCGGAGCGGGGGCGCUGCAGCUUCCCGGGGAGGAAGGAGACAGGUCGCAGGAUGUCUGGCAGUGGGUGCUGGAGAGUGAGCGGCCGAGCAAGCCCAAGCCCCAUAGUGCCCAAAGCACGAAACGGGCCUACCCCUUAGAGUCCGCCCGCCCGUCCCCAGCUGAGCGAGCCGGCCGCCACCACCUGUGGGGGGGCAGCAACGGGCACCCCCGCACCGCCCCCCGUGCCCACCCGUUCACCCAGGACCCAGCGAUGCCUCCCCUGACCCCACCCAACACACUGGCACAGCUGGAGGAGGCCUGCCGCAGGCUGGCUGAGGUGUCGAAGCCCCCCAAGCAGCGGUGCUGCGUGGCCAGUCAGCAGAGGGACAGGAACCACUCGGCCACUGGUCAGACAGGAGCUACACCUUUCUCCAACCCGAGCCUGGCUUCAGAAGACCACAAAGAGCCAAAGAAGCUGACAGGGGUCCACACUCUCCAGGCCAGCGAGCUGGUUGUCACUUACUUUUUCUGUGGAGAGGAAAUUCCAUACAGGAGGAUGCUGAAGGCUCAGAGCUUGACCCUGGGCCACUUUAAAGAGCAGCUCAGCAAAAAGGGAAAUUAUAGGUAUUACUUCAAAACAGCGAGCGACGAGUUCGCCUGUGGAGCGGUUUUCGAGGAGAUCUGGGACGAUGAGAUGGUGCUGCCUAUGUAUGAAGGCAGGAUUCUGGGCAAGGUGGAGAGAAUCGAUUGAGCCUCAGGCGGCCCGCGGGGCCCAAGCCCUCACGACCGGCCUUGGACGUGAGCGCCCGCAACCCAGCCCUUUGAAGGAAGACUCAACCAGUGAAGACGUCGAAGUCUGGGGGAAGACUCUUGGCCAUGGGGCCUUCGGGAGGGUGGGGGGAGGUUGGCUUUCAUUAUUCCCCAGCUGGGUACGGAGAUAAGAAAAGCCUGAACUAUUUAUUAAAAACAUGACCACUCGUGGCUGUUGAAGAUGCUGACUGUAUUUGAGAGACUGCCAUACAUAAUAUAUGACUUCCUAGGGAUCUGAAAUCCAUAAACUAAGAGAAUCUGUGUAUAGCUUCCCUGAACAGGAAUCCUUACUGAUAUUUAUUGAAUAACUGAGUCUCCCCCCACCCCAAUCCCCAGUUUAUGGAUAUGCUGCUUUAAACACGGAAGGGGGAGACAGGAAGUUUGUAAUUGUUCUGUCUAAGCUUGGGAGUUGAGCUAGGAGUGCAUUAAUGAUUUCUUCAUUAAAAAGAGGAAUUAAGCUCCGCCCUGCGCUUCUCUAGGUGACGAUAGACUUUUUAAAAACGUGGUGCCCUCCCCUCGACACAAAUUGGUGCAUCCCUCCCCCAUGCUGCUCUCUUUUUGUCAUAAAGGUCUUCAGGUUUGAUUAAGAUGCACCCUCACGGACCGCCCUUUGGGUGGGGGCGGGGUGUGGUCUUCGUGUUGGAUGGGAUGGUUCAUUGCGGAGGAGGGGGGAGCCUUCCUGGGGCCCUAGGUUCAUCCUGUAACUUCUUGUAGCUCCCCACCAAAGCCCAGCAUCCAGCAGCAGAGGCCUGCCAGAACCUAGCGGUUCUAGGUGUGCAUUCAUGGAAAUGACAGUUUCUCGGAGUUUUCUUAAUUUAGUCUUUGGACUCUAGCCCUUCUGGAAACUAACCACCCACUCCCCUCACCAGCACACCCCCCCAAGAAGCAGAGAGUUGUGGGAAGACCUAGCAGCACCCUCUCCUCGAGACGCCUUCAUGCUGACGUUCGGGUGUUUAUGUUAACUUAAUCUGUGCAGUUCGUUUGCCCCGGUCCUUGUGCUAUACGUCUGUAUAUAUUGUGCGGCGAAAGAGUAUUAAUCCACUAUCUCUAGUGCUUGACUUUGAAUCAGUACAGUACCUGUACUUUGCACGGUGAGCCACUCCGUGUGUUGCCCUAUAUUGAGGGCUCAAGCUUUCCCUUGUUUUUUGAAAGGGGUUUAUGUAUAAAUAUAUUUUAUGCCUUUUUAUUAUGUCUUGUACUCAAUGACUUUUGCCAUGGCAUUUUGUUCUACUUAUACUGUAAAUGAUGCAUUAUAAAGAGUUCAUUUAAGGAAAAUUACUUGGUACAAUAAUUAUUGUAAUUAAGAGAUGUAGCCUUUAUUAAAAUUUUAUAUUUUUCAAAA